CAUGUUAUUUUACUGUCAUGCAUUGUGAAACAUAAAUAAAACAUAUUAGUUUUUCUAUAAAUCAUGACUUAAUACUUAGGCCUAAACUGCUAAUAUGAAAUAAUAUAUUUGAAAAUAUAACUGCAACUUACAUUUGUUUUAAAUAAAUGACAUUAUGGAUGGUUUAAUUCACGCGGCAUUGGAAGCAGAGGUAAUUCUUAACCGGGCGAAGCAUGUGAACACAAAUUUAUCACAAUUUGACAGUGGUGUUCCAGACCAUAAAAUGACUUGGACCCAUGAUAAGAUGCAUCUUGCAGAGUCUGUUGACGAGUCUAGGAUGAAGUUUCAGCGGAACUCAUCUUCAUCAAAGAGUAUAGAAAAGUUUGACUUAUUUAAAAAGCUUCAUGAAUUGUAUAAUGAGUUGAGCCAGGAUGAAGCAUCACAAGUCAACUAUCAAGGGCUGAAGACAACGUCAUAUCUGUUAGAGAAGCUGUUGGCAACAUACAAUCUGAAUACCUUGAUAAUAAACUUAUAUCCUGGGAAUAAAGGAUACUCCCUCUCACUUAAGGUUAAUGGUAACACACAGUACAUUCACCCACCUGAUGGAAAUACGUCAUCAAGUCAAGAUGAGACAUUAAUAGAGACUCCACGGUGGCCAUAUGAAGAGGAAGAAUUACUGAGUUACAUAGACAAUGAAGAACUACCAGUUGUACUACUAGACCUGUUGGAAUCUGAGCACUCGUGCCUCUUCUACUCAGGCUGCAUAAUAGCACAAAUACGGGAUUACAGACAAGCGUACCCUAGCUUUUUGUGUGAUACUCAUCACGUCUUACUCAGGCCUACAAAUCAGAGUAUAAUAACAGACGCGAUGUGCAUCGGCGGGCGUUGCGGCUGGGCUGGUGAGGAGCGCGGGGCUCUGGAGGCGGUGGAGGCGGCGCUGGUGCAUGCGGCCGCGCCGCCGCUGUGCCUCGACCCGCGCCCCGCCGUGGGUCUGCUGGCCGCCAGGCUCCACGCCGCGCCCAGACUCUUUAACACGCCGAGGAUACGGAGACAGGCCAAGAAGUUUUCACAGGUGGCUGUAAAUAGAAAAAGGAAAUUAGAUCAAUUCACACAUUACCAUGGUUUGGAAUUGUUAGAGAUAAUACAUCGACAGAGAGCGAAAAACAGUCGCCAGUCCGUUCCUCAUACGCGGCUUACGUCCAAGUAUCCUAAGAAGCCACCAGAGGUGUUCAAACCAAUAGAGCCUCCCAAGAUGGAGCCGUUACCUUUAGCUCUGCCUUCGGAGCCUAGCGGGCCGCUUCGCUUAGCUCGAGCGUAUGAGCGGCCGCGGCCGACGCCCGACUGUCAACCCCAGUUGGUCGAAGAGUACAUUCUAGAAACUGAGAAAACUUCCCCACACGCCGGGGCGGGGUUCUUUCAUAUAAAGUUGUCGAUACUCCAAAGGCCGUCCGAUCAAGAGUUUCUCGGAGAACUGUAUGUGGACAGAGAUCACGUUGAGGGGGAAAGGAACGGAGCGGCGUGUCGGUUUACAUUAGGUUCGAGGCUGCAAGCAAACAAAUACAUUCAGCAGUUCACGGAGAUCUUCACAGAGGAAGGUCGAAAGUCGGUGCGGAUAAAGCACAUCGUCCCAGGACAACUGCCCAGGGUCUCAUUCACUGGGGGGAUGCGAGAAAUGGGCCAACAGUUGUUACUUCAGCAGAGAUCCGCAGCGGCCGCGGCCAGUAGCGCCACCGUACAAACACACGCUACCACCGUGCCUGUCGUGACCACAGCUAUUGCCGCCACUCCAAAUACUCACACAAACGCGCGGCAGCUCCCUAUACUGCAGGCACAACUACAACAAGUGGGCACAGUGGGCACGGUGACCGCAGUGGGCAACGUGGUCGGUAGUGUGGGCAGCGUGGGAAGCGUGGGCAGUGUGGGCAGCGUGGGCAGUGUGGGAAGCGUGGGCAGUGUGGGGUCGACCGACGGAGUGAUGAAGCAACAGCCGUCUCCAACGCCAAGGUUGUCGCCACAGGUGCACGACAUUCACUCAACCCAGGCGUCAACCAACCAGCUGCUGGCCGCGCAGCUCACCAACCCGCCUCAACCGCUCAACCCGCAGAAGAUGCAACCAGCCAUCAUACACAUUCAGCACCCGCUCAUGUCCACCGCUGGCACCUCCCAGGUACAAAACAUUCAGUACACGACGACGUCGACGAGUCAACAGAAGACGGCGAUCACCAAACCAAGAACAACGAACCCAGCAAUAAGCGCUCUGGUCACUAGUCUUAUGAAUUCUGCACAGCAGUUCCAACAGGCGAGCCAAAACGCAGCGAAAGCGGUAGCGACAACAGCGAGCAGUAACGCGACGAUACUGAACCUGUUGAACAGCGCGCCGGCUGCGAUGACGCACGUGACGUCGACGGCAGACAACACGCUAGACGCGCACAAGCUGCUCGGGCGCACCGUGUCCAUCGCCGGCGCGCGGCUCAUCACCACCACCGCCUCGCACACCAUGCCCACCUUCACGCAGCAGGUAAUGACGGGCUACACGCGCGACGCGGAGUCGACGAACGUAUCAAGCAGCGAGAGUGCGCUGUUAGAGCGGCUGAUAGGACAGGAGUCGUCAGUGCCAGCUACGCAGACGCAGCCGCCACAGCCGCAACAAGCUCAACCGCAGCCCGUCUGCCAUCUACAGGGUCUCAGCCUGACGUCGCUUCAAGGCCUGCAAGGAAUCCAGGGUCUCCAAAACGUGCAAGUGCAGAUCCCGGGUUUGUCCGCGCCUAUAUCCUUGUCACUGAAUGUGUCAGGCGCGCCGAGCGGGCUUCUUGUGUCUGUACCUCCGACCACGUCGGUGGUACUGACGAACCAACCGUCUGUCCUAUCAUUGCCUAUUGCGCAGCUGAUGUCGGGCGGCGUGAAGGGCGGCGUGCGCGGCGGCAGCGUGCAGGUGGUGCGCGCGCGCGCGCCGCGCCCCGCGCCGCGCGCCCCGCACCCGCGCGCGCACGCGCACCCGCACCCGCACCCGCCCGCCAUACAGCCCGCCAGCGCCGCCGGGACCGCUCAGUUCAUAACCCAAGCGCAGGCGCAAGCGCUGAACGCGCAGCAAGUGCGCCGGAAAUCCAACACCGACAGCUCGUAGUGAGUGCCGCAACGCUAGCCACUGCCGUCUUAGCAUAAUGUGUACAUAGUCGCGUAUAUACUAGAUGAAUUAAAAUAACGGCCGUCUCGCAAUGGCCAUAGCAAAUAAUGAGGGACUUUCCAAUCGACGUCCCCAACCACACGAUAGAUGGCGUUGUUCACUUUUAACGUGAUAAUUACCUAUUUUCUCAUUGCCGGGGUACAUAAUUAUUCAAAAAUGUAAUGUCAUGGCAGAAGCAUAAUAAAACUGAUUGUUGCUUGAUAUUUGGAUCACAUUAUGCAUGUUGCUACCUAUAUUGCUACUCUUUAUUUUGGUCAGUAUAAUAAUGGGUUGAAGUUGUAAUUGUACCUUGGUGUUAUAAAAAGAGUCAUCAUUUAUACCCAAAAACAAAGAUAAAAGAUCCAUAUGUCUGUUAUACAUGAAUUCAGAAGUAAAAACUUAACAACGCCAUCUAUCGUGUUUUUGGGGAACGUCGAUUGGAAAGUGCCUCAUUGUGAUCCCACGACAUAUACGAUAUUUUUGUUCAGCCCAAGUCGCAUAGACUGAAAAAAAAUCUAUUAAUAUUUAUGUAAUCGCAGCAACUUUAUCU
Messenger RNA from Pectinophora gossypiella (pink bollworm), 3692 nucleotides. Its product is annotated as transcription factor SPT20 homolog. Bases 155 to 3103 code for a protein of 982 amino acids. Gene Ontology annotation, cellular component: SAGA complex. The record is from RefSeq and is a predicted model, not a curated record. Gene Ontology annotation, molecular function: transcription coregulator activity. Lineage: Eukaryota; Metazoa; Arthropoda; Insecta; Lepidoptera; Gelechiidae. The transcript has 18 exons. Gene Ontology annotation, biological process: regulation of transcription by RNA polymerase II.